Messenger RNA from Triplophysa dalaica, 2303 nucleotides. RefSeq names its product cholinergic receptor, nicotinic, alpha 2b (neuronal) (gene chrna2b). NCBI's taxonomy places the organism in Eukaryota, Metazoa, Chordata, Actinopteri, Cypriniformes, Nemacheilidae. Gene Ontology annotation, biological process: signal transduction; chemical synaptic transmission; monoatomic ion transmembrane transport. Gene Ontology annotation, molecular function: acetylcholine-gated monoatomic cation-selective channel activity; transmembrane signaling receptor activity. The coding region runs from base 391 to 2076 and encodes 561 amino acids. The record is from RefSeq and is a predicted model, not a curated record. Gene Ontology annotation, cellular component: neuron projection; postsynaptic membrane; synapse. The transcript is spliced from 6 exons.
AGCAGGAGCCAGUCCUUAAAUCCCCCCCAAAUCUAUGAACAUUUAAAUGGAGUUACUUUUGGAUAUAUCUAUUGAUUCAAAUGCUUAUUUUUCCUUCUGGAAAGUAAAACGUUUAUUUUCUUUUGGAAAUUACACUGCUGAACCUGCGUUCCUGUGCUCUGCUGAACAGGUGCGCAACACGUUCGGGCUUGGAUAAAUGAUGGAUAUGGAAAAGAUAUGUGCAACUCUAUGUAACUUGAUUUAAACUAGAUUUUUACUCAAGGGCAUCACCUCGUAUACCAAGAUCAUGAUGCCAAAAGUGAAAACCGAAUACCCAUGAACAAUUUAAAAAUUAUACAGAUGCUCUAACGUGGAACACAGGUGGAAAAUAUAUGCCUAAAAUAGGUUAUAAUGUAUGUAUCGAAAGUAAGAGCAUCAUUGGUUGUCAUGGAGCGUUUUGUGAGUCGUCGGUGGUUUCUAAGGAUGUCUCUUCUCGGUAUUAUUCUAUUUUCUUGUUGUGAAAAGACUCACUCACACGCUGAAGAUGUGCUCUUCAAAAAGCUCUUUGAAAGCUACAAUAAGUGGUCAAGGCCUGUACCGAACACAUCUGAUGUUGUCAUUGUCAAGUUUGGCUUAUCGAUCGCCCAACUGAUUGAUGUGGACGAGAAGAAUCAGAUGAUGACAACAAACGUCUGGCUGAAGCAGGAGUGGAAUGACUAUAAACUCCGAUGGAAACCUUCAGACUAUGACAAUGUGACUUCUAUCAGAGUCCCGUCGGAACUUAUUUGGGUCCCGGAUAUAGUUUUAUACAACAAUGCAGAUGGCGAGUUUGCCGUGACCCACAUGACCAAAGCCCACCUCUUCUACACAGGUAAAGUGCGCUGGGUUCCACCUGCCAUCUACAAGAGCUCAUGCAGCAUUGAUGUCACCUUCUUCCCCUUUGACCAGCAGAACUGCAAGAUGAAGUUUGGCUCGUGGACUUACGACAAAGCCAAGAUCGACCUGGAGCGCAUCGAGAACACAGUUGACUUAAAAGAUUACUGGGAGAGUGGCGAGUGGGCCAUCAUCAAUGCUGUUGGAACCUACAACACCAAGAAAUACGACUGCUGCCAUGAGAUUUACCCCGACAUCACCUUCUUCUUCAUCAUUCGUCGCCUACCUCUCUUCUACACCAUCAAUCUCAUAAUUCCCUGUCUGCUCAUCUCCUGUCUGACGGUUCUGGUUUUCUACCUGCCAUCAGACUGUGGGGAGAAGAUCACGCUGUGUAUCUCCGUUCUCCUUUCCCUCACUGUCUUCCUGCUUCUUAUAACAGAAAUAAUUCCCUCCACCUCACUGGUUAUCCCUCUCAUUGGCGAAUAUCUGCUCUUCACUAUGAUUUUCGUCACCUUGUCAAUAGUCAUCACUGUUUUCGUACUGAACGUGCAUCACAGAUCGCCCAGCACUCAUAAGAUGCCCCGGUGGGUGCAUUCUGUCUUCCUGGAUUUGAUCCCGCGAUGGUUGUUUAUGCGCAGACCUGCGCCUGACAGUCGACGCAGACAGAAACUCCUCCUCUUGCAGCGGCAGGGGCAGGGCAUGGCAUCGAGGGUGCUCGGACCGGCAGCCGUUCCUCUCAGCACAUCUUCUAGCUGGUUCAGGAGGGAAAACUUUGGGGAGGAGGAGUCUCGCAGACGCUACUGUUAUAAGGAUUUAGAACUGGGGACACUUUCCUCUGCAAUCUCUUUUUCAUUACACCCCUCUUCACCCUGCCCGCUCAGCUCAGCUCCACCUACUCUACAGAAAUACGGCCCCUCACCUAGAACGGAGGUGGGAGGGGCUUCCAGGCACCCUGGUGGUAGAGCUAAUGUCAUGAAGCGGCCUGACAACAUGACAACGGACAACGCAGAGUUUCCUCUCUCCCCUAGUGUCCUUCAAGCACUGGAGGGGGUUCACUACAUAGCAGACCACCUAAGAGCAGAAGAUGCUGACUUCAGUGUAAAAGAAGAUUGGAAGUAUGUUGCUAUGGUAAUAGACAGAAUCUUUCUAUGGAUGUUCAUCAUAGUAUGUUUAUUGGGCACAAUCGGCCUCUUUCUCCCACCCUGGCUCGCAGGCAUGAUCUAGGAUACAUAACACCCACAAGGGGACACAAUGUCUGUCUAAGCAAUGAGCAAACAUCACUCAGUAAGUGGCGAGGAUCCCCUAGCAUGGCAUAAGAUGCAUGUUUGAGUUCAGGAAUGUGACAGCAAGGCCUGAUAUUUUUCUUUGGAGAUAUUUUUAAAGGAGAGCAACUUCUAUCUCACCUCUAAAGAAGGAGUUUGUCAAAGAAAAUGCUUGUAUUUGAAUGUAUU